UGUCCUGAUUCUUUACUCCUCUUAUAAUGAAAUCAGAGUCCAGACUCCGCUCUUUAGGAAAAUCUCCACAGACUCCUGCUGCUUCUGGCUCAGAGGCAGGAUGGUGUUAGCUCCAGCGGGCUGUGCAGUGCAUAGAAUCUCCAGGGGGAUGAAGUCGCAGUUUUCAAAGAUGUACCACUGCUCAGACUGUGGGAAGAGUUUUACUAAAAGUCAUCAUCUUAAAGAUCACGAGCGGAUCCACACAGGAGAGAAGCCAUAUUACUGCUUCCAGUGUGGGAAGAGUUUUACUGUUCAGAGUAAUCUCCAACGACAUGAGCGCAUCCACACGGGACAGAAGCCGUAUCGCUGUGGACAGUGUGGGAACAGUUUUACCCAACUAUGUACACUCCAACGACAUGAGCGCAUUCACACAGGAGAGAAGCCGUAUUACUGUGGACAUUGUGGGAAGAGAUUUACUCGUCAAAGUCAUCUCCAAAUACACGAGCGCAUCCACACAGGACAGAAGCCGUAUUACUGUGGACAGUGUGGGAAGGGUUUUACUUGCCAUCGUUAUCUCCAACUGCACGAGCGCAUUCACACAGGAGAGAAGCCGUAUCACUGUGGACAGUGUGAGAAGAGUUUUACGUGCCAGAGUAAUCUCCAACAGCAUGAGCGCAUUCACACAGGGCAGAAGCCGUAUUUCUGUGGACAGUGUGGGAAGAGUUUUACGUGCCAUCGUACUCUCCAACAACAUGAGCACAUUCAUACAGGACAGAAGCCAUUUUACUGUGGACAGUGUGAGAAGAGUUUUACUUGUCAGCGUAAUCUCCAACGACAUGAGCGCAUUCAUACAGGAGAGAAGCCGUAUUACUGUGGACAGUGUGGGAGGAGUUUUACUUGCCAGAGUAAUCUCCAACAGCAUGAGCACAUUCACACAAGACAAAAGCCAUUUUACUGUGGACAGUGUGAGAAGAGUUUUACUUGCCAACGUAAUCUCCAACGACAUGAGCGCAUUCACACAGGAGAGAAGCUGUGUCACUGCUUGCAGUGUGGGAAAAGUUUUCGUGACCAGAUGGUCCUCCACAGCCUCCAGGACAGUCAUACAGGACAGAAGCUGUACCUCUGCGGACAAUGUGGGCGGAGCUAUACUCAUUCAAGUUCGUUAAGGACACACGAGUGCUCUAACAUAAAGCCAUCAGAUUUAGCCAUGUGAAUUUGUCACAUUUAAGAUACAUGUUUUAAAAGGGCGGUAAAGAGACAUUCAGGCAUAAAACUAUAUUAUAUUAUUUGUCAUGGACUGUAGUAGGGAUGAAACUGUUAUUUGUUUCAUGAUAAACCAUGAUAAAAUUCCCCGACAGUUAGUAUUACCAUGUCACAUUUAAUUAUUAUUAAAACCGUGCGCGAUUAUCGUGAUUUGUAAAACUCGCAAUAAAUGCUGUCCACAUGCACCCAGCAUGCAACAUUAGGUUUAUUCGACCUCAGCUGGAUGUAACCGAUUGGCAAGAGUUCCCGCUUGCAGUCGGGGAGGAGUUGAAAACGGAGACGUCAACUCAGACACUUUCUGCUUCCCGUAUUUUAAAAAAAAAAAAAAAAAAAAAAAACGCUUCCUGUAGUGAUGCUCGCGUGGUGUUUGCGUUCUUGGAUUAACAGAACACUUCUGAGUGGUGCUGCACUGCUGGCAAUACGGACUCUUGCGUUUCUGACUCACCUGUUACAAAUAUACUGACUGUAGAUACUAUAUUGAUCUGAAAGGCACAUAUACAUGUGUCUCUAGCUGUCGUAUUCAAGUAUUUUAAGUAUUUAAAUAUUUUAUUAUUUUAUUGUGAUUAUUGACACACUGAGGACGUCCACACGAAUGGCGGCUCAAAAGCAGAUACUCUUUUGGAUAUUGAUCCUAGUGCUUGUGACUGCGGCUUGCCAAACACAUUCAAUUACGUCCAGGAACAGCGGGCUGCCGAUAACCUGCACAAGUGAUGCUCUCUUGCAGCUUUGGUCUGCUGUACCAACUAUGUCUGUGGACUUGUCAGACUUGCCGAAUGCAGAGAGUAAAUUGUCAGAUAAAAGAUGCCUAAGAAGGAGAGGACGAAGGCAAAGUAUCCGUCAGUGUUUCCGGCGUCGUGGAAAUAGACCUCUUUUACCUGGAAUAAUUUUAAGCAACAUGACAUCUCUGCAAAAUAAAAUUGAGGCCCUUUGCAUUAAAGCCAGGGUCUGCUUUGAAUACAGAGAAUCAGGCCUUAUGGUACUCAUGGAAACAUGGCUUCAUCCAGACAUGGCACGCAAUAUGAGGUGGGUGGCUUCUGUCUUGUCCGCUCCGAUCGUUCUGCACAUCGGGCAAGAAAUGAGGUAGAGGAGUGUGCUUGUUUGUGAAUGAAGGCUGGUGUUCCCAGUUCACAGUGAGAUCCACAGUGUGUGAUACCGAUGUUGAACUACUUUGCUUAAGUCUAAGACCUUUUUAUUUACCGAAAGAGUGUGGUAAUAUCGUCUGUGGUUUAUGUUCCACCCUCUGGUAAUGCAAUAAGAUCUGCGGAGUAAAUUAAUGACUGUGUUCAACAAUAACUUCAAUGCACACCCAGUGUACCUUUUUUUUAUAUUGGGAGUCUUCAACCACUGCAAACUGGAACUGUAAUUAUCUGGUUUUGAACAAUGUCAAGUGCACCACAAGAAACAAUAGAACUUUAGAUAAAUGCUACAGGAAUGUAAAAAAAAAAAAGGCAUAUAAAUCAAAAUCAAGGCCCCCUCUAGCAAGUUCUGAUCACGAUACCUUAUCCAACAUAUAGGACAGUCUUGAAGAGUUCUAAACCUGUGACUAAAGAUGUGUUAUUGUGGUCAGAAGACAGUAUUGAGUCUCUGAAAGGCUGUUUCUUAUGCACUGAGUGGGAUAUUUUUUAUAGGCUGAUAUUGAUGAAACAACAGAAGUAAUAGCCGACUAUGUAAAUUUCUGUACAGACAAUGUAGCUACUAAAAAACAGGUAACCAUUUACCACUAUAACAAACUUUAUAUUACAAAGGACAUAACAUUGCAUUAACAGGAGAAAAAUUGCUUUUAAAAACCAUGAUCGUGUAGCACUAAAAUCUGUUGAGAAAGAACUGAAUCAGUUGCUUAAAGCGGCAAGGAAAAAAAUAAAAAUAUUUUAGAAGAGAAUUUUAGUCUAAGCCCCAAAGGAUGUGGAGUUAAAAAAAAAAAUACAAAUAAAUCUAAGAAAUAUGUAACCAGUAAAGAAGAGGUUCUUUACAACUGAUGAUUUACAAAAGGUUUUUUUCCUAAGUUUUUACAAACUGUUUUUUUCUAAGAUUUGAUACUCAUAACUUUGAUUAUGAAUGUAAAUCUGAAUUGAACUCUAUGAUUACUUCCGAUCUUGGGGAGAAUAGGUUGAUGAUUGACUCUGACCGCGUUUAGUUGUUAAUUAAACGUAUGUGCUCUAGGAAUUCUGCUGGCCCUGAUAGUAUUUCAGCCUGUGCCGAGGAACUGACCCCUGUUUGGUGCUCUAUAUUCCAACAGUCUAUUGAUUCGAAAACAGUCCCAGCCCUUUGGAAAGUCUCUCAUAAUUCCUGUGCCAAAAAUAGCUCUCCCCUCUGAAAAGAAUGAUUUUGGACCAAUUGCUCUCAUGUCAGUGGUGAUGAAGUGUAUGGUGUUCAUACUAAAAGCAGAUGUUAACAGUAAAUUAGAUCCAUUUCAGUUUUCUUAUCGACAAGGCAGAGGUACAGGUGAUGCCAUUAAUACUUUGAUACACUUGAUCUUAAAUCAUCUUGAGGACCCUGAAGUUUCGACUGCUUCUUAUUGACUUUAGCUCGGCUUUUAAUACUAUCCACCCCUAUAUCUUAAUUAAAAAACUAAAGCAGUUAGGUGUGAAUCCUGCAAUUCUACAUUGGUAUUACUCAUUUUUAACAGACAGAAGCCAGAGUGUUAAAGUAAACAACAGUCUGUCCCAGUUAAGAUUUUGUAGUAUGGGCCUUCCACAAGGCUGCAUUAGCUCACCAGUCCUUUUUACGCUGUAUACAAAUGAGUGCACUAGUAGGUACUCUCAGAAUUAAAAUAUUUCGAUCAUACAGCUUUUUUAAAUUUAUUGAACAAUCUGGACAGCUCUUUUGUUUAUCAUUCUGAGAUUAAGUAAUUUGUUGACUAGUGUGAUGCCAAUUACUUACAUUUAAACACAACUAAGGAGAUAAUAUUUGACCUCAGGGGUAUAGUCCUGUACGAUCAUAGUCCUGUACUUGUACAUAAUAGAGGCUGUGGCUCAGGUGGUAGAGCGGGUUGUCCACUAAUCGUAGGGUUGGCGGUUCGAUUCCCGGCCCACAUGACUCCACAUGCCGAAGUGUCCUUGGGCAAGACACUGAACCCCAAGUUAUCCCCGAUGGCAAGUUAGCAAGUUAGUUAGGUGUACGAGUCUGUGUGAAUGGGUGAAUGAGACGCAGUGUAAAGAGCUUUGGAACCGCUAAGGUUAAAGCGCUAUAUAAGUGCAGACCAUAGGACAUUACACAAGUACAGUCUUACAAGUACCUUGGAAUGUAUAUUGAUAGAUCUCUUAUGUGGGAUAUGCAUAUUAAUUGGGUCUGUGAGUGACUUUACCAAAGACUGUACUUUUUAUGCAGAUUGUGGUUUUAUGGUGUUGAUAAAAGAUUCUUUUUUUAUCAGUCUGUACUAGGGAGUGUAAUCAGGUACGGACUGUCAACCUGGAAUGGAAACCUCGCUGUGAAAUCCAAAACCAAGUUAACAUACAUAAUACAAACUGUUAUGAAACUGAUGGGCCAGAAAGACCAUUACAGUAUCGAGUCUCUCUAUGAACAAUGUACACUAAGAGAAGCUAGAAGAAUCCUGAGCGACCCGUCCCAUGUACUCUAUACUUGUUAUGAACUGUUACCUUCUGGUAGACGUUAUAGAAUCCCUCUGUGUAAAUUGAAUAGGUUAAAAAAAUUGUUUGUACCUGUAUCAAUUAAAUUGCUGAAUAAGGAUAA
Ictalurus furcatus (blue catfish) is the source of this 4932-nucleotide messenger RNA. Its product is annotated as zinc finger protein 239-like. Gene Ontology annotation, biological process: regulation of transcription by RNA polymerase II. The transcript is spliced from 3 exons. The record is from RefSeq and is a predicted model, not a curated record. Gene Ontology annotation, molecular function: RNA polymerase II transcription regulatory region sequence-specific DNA binding; DNA-binding transcription factor activity, RNA polymerase II-specific. Lineage: Eukaryota; Metazoa; Chordata; Actinopteri; Siluriformes; Ictaluridae. The coding region runs from base 101 to 1192 and encodes 363 amino acids. Gene Ontology annotation, cellular component: nucleus.